CCGUUGUUUCUUCACGGUCUCAUCACAAAUCACGAGCUUCUGAAGAGUGAUGCAAAACGAACCAUGGCUUCGUCCCAUGGUAGUUCCCUGUCUCCACCCGAAAUCCCGAUGGAGCUUCACGCAGAGAAUCGAGGAAAACUCGUUCAGUCUCUUCGCCAAUUUUUGACCUCCUCGUCUUGGCCGCUUCAUGGUUUCGUCUUUCUGCAAGGUGGCGAGGAGCAAACACGUUACUGCACCGAUCAUGCUGAGUUAUUUAGGCAGGAGAGUUAUUUUGCUUACUUGUUUGGAGUGAGGGAGCCUGGUUUCUACGGAGCCAUUGACAUUGCGACUGGGGAAUCAAUUUUGUUCGCUCCAAGAUUGAGUGCUGAUUAUGCUGUUUGGUUGGGGGAAAUAAAGCCAUUAGCAUACUUCAAGGAAAGAUACAUGGUCAGCAUGGUUUGCUAUACCGAUGAGAUUGUGGAAGUUCUAUAUGACCAUUAUGGAGGACCAGGAAAGCCUUUACUGUUUCUUUUGCAUGGGCUUAACACUGAUAGCAAUAAGUUCUCAAAGCCUGCAGAGCUUGAGGACAUGGAGAAAUUUGAGACUGAUUUAAGGAUACUACAUCCCAUUUUGACUGAGUGCCGCAUUUUUAAGUCCGACUUGGAGCUUGCCCUCAUUCAGUAUGCCAAUGAUGUAAGCUCAGAAGCUCAUAUCGAGGUUAUGAGGAAAACGAGAGCGGGAAUGAAAGAAUAUCAGUUAGAGAGCAUAUUUCUUCAUCAUAUUUACAUGUAUGGUGGUUGUAGGCAUUGCUCGUACACAUGCAUAUGUGCUACUGGUGACAAUAGUUCUGUUCUACAUUAUGGGCAUGCAGCUGCACCAAAUGACAAGACUUUAAAUGAUGGAGAUAUGGCAUUGCUAGAUAUGGGGGCUGAAUACCAUUUUUAUGGUUCUGACAUAACAUGUUCAUUCCCUGUCAAUGGGAAGUUUACAAGUGAUCAAUGCCUUAUUUACAAUGCUGUUCUUGAGGCCCACAAUGCUGUCAUAUCUACAAUGAAACCUGGAGUAAGCUGGGUAGAUAUGCAUAAAUUAGCUGAGAAAAUUACUCUUCAAUCACUGAAGACAGGGGGCAUCGUUGUUGGUGAUGUUGAUGAAAUGAUGAUUGAAAGAUUGGGUGCAGUCUUCAUGCCUCAUGGUCUGGGGCAUUUGUUGGGCAUUGACACCCAUGAUCCAGGAGGCUAUGCUACGGGAAUGGAGAGGCCCAAAGAACCAGGAUUAAGAUCCCUGCGUACAGUUAGAGAACUCCAAGAGGGCAUGGUAAUAACAGUCGAGCCUGGAUGCUAUUUCAUUGAUGCCUUACUGGUCCCAGCGAUGGAGAGUUUAAAUACAUCAAAGUUCUUUAAUCGUGAAGCGAUUACCAAAUACAGAAGCUUUGGUGGUGUCCGGAUAGAAAGUGAUGUGCAUGUUACGUCCAAUGGUUGCAAGAAUCUCACAAAGUGUCCCCGGGAGAUAUGGGAGAUUGAAGCAGUGAUGGCAGGUGCACCAUGGCCGUUGGACAAUAGAUCUUAAUGCUGAUAAUAAUGGAGAAGGAAAGUCUGUCAGCAACCAGUAAUUUACCCUUUCUUGAGGGGAAUAUGCAGUGAAAGGAAGGUUUCUAACUAUCCUGUUUUAGGCCUCAUCCUCUCCUGAUUCAUGUCCAUGUGGAUUCUUUUCUACUUGGGUAACCACUUACCCUUUAAUAUUGUUUCAGAAGUACAGAAUUAUACUAUAAUUCUCUGUUUUGUAAGACUCCA
Messenger RNA from Telopea speciosissima, 1769 nucleotides. RefSeq names its product xaa-Pro dipeptidase. Gene Ontology annotation, molecular function: manganese ion binding; metalloaminopeptidase activity. Bases 64 to 1545 code for a protein of 493 amino acids. Lineage: Eukaryota; Viridiplantae; Streptophyta; Magnoliopsida; Proteales; Proteaceae. The record is from RefSeq and is a predicted model, not a curated record. The transcript has 16 exons.